GAAGCGGUGGAGGCUGGAGCGCCCUCGGGCCUCGGCGCCAGAAGAUCUGGUAGAGUUUGCGGCGGCGGGGACAGCGGGGACGGAGGCAGCCGAGGCCAAAGUGGCGGGAUGAGCACGGGCCGCAGAGGAGGCCACAGGAAGAGGCCUCUUCUCCAAAUUCCCUCAUGGAAGAGUUGGCUACAGUGUCUGAAUGUCCCUUAUGGAGGGACUGGCUGCAGAAUCUGAAUAUUUGGAAAAGAAAGCCCUUUUCUCAAGGGUAAACCAUUGAUGCAAAAGACUUGACUCCAUAAUCUCCAUCUGCCCUAAUGCUGUCAUCUGGAGUAGAGACUCAGCCAGUUCCACUUGAUUCCUCCAUGUCUGCUGUGGUACAGGAAUUGUACUCUGAACUCUCAGUAAGUGUCUCCAAAGAGCUUUGUGCUGAGCAGGAGCCAAGUAUGACUCCAGACAUAAAGCCUGGAGCCUCAAGCUCUCCCAUAAGUCAUGACAGGGCAUCACCCCUGGGGUUGCAGAGGACUCAUGCAGAAGGUUGUUGUGAAGAAAGCUCUGAGACCUUGGAUGAUGGGGGCAAGACUGGGUGGUGUGGACUAGUGGACCCUACAAGAGAUCCUAUGGCUUAUGAGAUGUUGGAUAGGGAAGAGAGACCCAAGAGCAUGGAGCCAAAGGUCUUCAGAGAUCAAGGAGACCAGGUGCAAGUUUUCAGAGACCCAUGUGAGGGAGCAAAGGAAGACCUGUGUCAACAUUCCACAGCUACUAAAGAAAAGAUCUGCCCCUGUCAGGAUCUCCUCCUGAGACAAUCCAGCAAAGGACCUGUAUGUGCAGACCUUGCUGGAGAUCCACAAAAGAACAGAGGAAAUGUACACAAUACAACUGGAACUCUGCCAGAACCUACAGAAGAGAGACAAGGGAACUGUACUGUUUCCAAAAUGAGCAAAGGGAAGGAAGAGUCAUGUGACUUACACCCUGUCUGUAAAGAAGAUGACAAUCACCAGCAGAGUCUCAGCCACCGUAAGGAAAAGCACAGUUCUGCACAUGAUAGUGCCAUUGCUACAGGAAGCAGAGAUACUAUAAAACCCUCAGAAGAAAAUUCUAAAAUGUUAUAUCUCACACCAUCUUUGUCUGGUCCAAAAUCCUUAGAAAAAUGUGGUUUUGAAAGCAGUGGAUUGGUAAAGACAUCUGAAAAAAUGCACAAGGUUGAUCAAAGCAAGGACUUCACUUGUGGAGAAGAAAGGACUGUGGAAUCCAGUAACCACAGCAACUAUCACACUCAAGCUGGUUGUUCUUCUGCAGACAGCUGUAGUUCUAUGCUUAAUUCUUCUACUGAAGCCACAGAAAUUAUGUUUAAAAAAAAUGAUGUGAAAAUUACUUUAAACCUUCAUGGUAAUUUGAUAAACUCUGAGGACCAUAGAAAAACUGUUGUUGAUGUGACCCAUCCUGAGAAACACUCUGAGAAAAGCAGCUUUUUCUUACUGGUGAAUAUUGAGGAGUCUGAGCAAGCAGCUGUAAAGUCUAGUGCAUUAAAUGGGAAGAUUUACAGUAAAGAUGCUAAGUCAGUAGUCAGCAUCCAGAGAAAUCUGGAUGACUCUCUGCCAAAUAAAGCAUUUAGCAACGACUUUCCGUCUGAAAGAAAGCCCCUUCAGCAUUUGAUGCCAGAAGAUCCAGUAAGUUCUGAACGUAAUGAAAUACCAAAACCCAAGAAAGGUACUGCAAAAUUACCACCAUCUCUAGAAAACCCUGUUCAGACCUCCUGUGACAGCAUCUCACAUUUCGAUGAACCCAUCAGCACCUGUGAGAUGAUUGGACGCUCUCCCAACAGAGAACUGGUUACACACAAAAUAGAACAAGAAUGUGUUCCACAUCAACAAGUGUCCCUUAGUUCUCAAGACCAUGUGACAACUGACACAAGUGUAAACAGAGAAAUGCCUUCAGCAACGUGCAGAGCUGUUCAGGAGAGCCAUCCUCUGGAGAAUGGAGUAAAUGUUACUGCUGAUACUCAAACCAUUCCUGCUGAGACAAAAAUGGAAGCCAUGUCUCCACAAGGUGACAAAGCCUGUGGUGCCUCUUCAUACAUACAAACCUUAAACAUCAAAACAAAAAGCUCAGAAGGGCAAAAAGAAAUGACUGGUGAACAUUCCAUGCUAUUCUCAAGUGUGAGAGGAGCAGCUGGCUCUUCCUUUGUCACAGAAUGUCAAAAUGUUCAGUCUCAGGGUGUCUUCAGCUGCCAAUGCAUAACACAAGAUACAUCUGAAAAGAACAUGUGUUCUGCUUGUGUUGCCUAUCAACCUAGAAAAGAUAUUCUGAAAGUUAGCAACUGUAAAAUAAAAUGUGGAAAUGCAUCUCAGUAUGGUAAUCACUGCUUCCAAAGACCAGAAGAUUUUGUAGAAAAUAGCACCCUCUUGGAGAGUGAACCUGCUGGGAGAGAGAUGCCAAGCAGCAUCCUAGCAGGCACGGUCAGAAGUGCAAUGACAGCAGCUGUGUCACAUAGUGCUUCUGUGAACGCCGCUACUCACGUGGAAACCAGUGACAGAUCACUGGUUAGAAAAAAACAAGAUCAACACAAAGACACUGAGAUUUAUAAACACAGCAUCUCUGCUUGUGGCACACAAGAACUAAAGCAAUCUGCAAACAUUCCAAGUCCUGAAACAUUAGUGGACCAGUCUCUGAGUGUUAUUUCAUCUCAUUUUAAAACCAUGUACCAAGCAGCUGGAAGUCUUCACCAGAAAGCAGAUGAAGUCUCUGACUGUCAGAGUAACCAAAAUAGUCUAGACAAAUGCAGAUGUGAAGGAAAGCCAGCCAGGGAAGGACUGAAUGGUGACUACGGAGAGACCAUCCCUGAGCUAAGCCACAAGCAAAAGGAUCUGAUAAUCGGCUCAGGCAGUAAAGUCCCUUUGUCUUGUAGUAGUUUAAAGAUAAAAGAUUCCAAAAGAGCCUUUGAAAAUAUUCCUGGUUCUGAAGAGUUCACACACAGUGUGGUAGAUGUUGUAUGUCCAGACUGCAUAGAUGAGCCUACAGAGGGAGUGCUGGGUGUGGAAGCAUCUAGUCUCUCUGGUUGUUGUACAAGGCAAGGUACAUUGGCAUACCACGAGAUUUUAAGAAGUACCUCAUCUCUUCAAGGAGAACUGAAUGUUCUAUUUAAAGAUACACCUGGCUGGCACUCAGAACUCCCAAAUGCUGCUGCUGCUACUUCAGUAGACUCUCCUGAAAUGCAAAAAUCAAGUAAAGAAAAAGUAUGCAGAUCUCUAAAAGACUAUGAAAUAGAAGAAUGUCCAGACUCUGCCAUUGAUCAUGAAGUAAAAGCUGUUGUAGAUCAUGAACCAAAUAUAAGAGCACUGAGUAGAGGAGGUGUAUCUUUAAAUUACAGUCAUUGUGAGCGUCACGGUAAAGGAGGAUCCAUGACAGAAGGACUGAGACUUGAAGCAAAUUCUGAGUUUGGCAAGAAGAAAACUUUUGGAUUAUCCUUAAAAGACUCAAUGUCUCCUGGGUGCCAAGACUCUAUCAAGAUGGUGCAUUCUUGUCUGUCUUCUCAGGAACAUUCACCAGCUGAUGUUCAUGACGAAAUGCCUAACUCAAAACAUCACUUUAAACCCAAAGAUGAUGAAAUGCUUUGUGAAAAUGUCAAGGAUUGCACAGUUCUGUCUGACAUGAAGGAAGGAAUACCAAUGGAUUUAAGUAACCGUAGUGAAGGAGAUGGCACAUACAUCAGUGUGGACAAAAAUGUUUGCAAAACUUGUCACUCUCAUAAGAAUUCUAUUAAUAAACAUUUGCCUGUGACAAUGGAAACAGCAAUUAAACUGAAUAAAGUAGAAACUGAAGAACAUCAGAAGGGACUAUUUGGUCACAUACCUGUUGGGGAAGCAUCUGAGGAGACCGUCACCAGAGAAGGUCAUGAUGGUAAUUCUCAGAGCCACUUGAAAUGCCAGAGAGUACAAAAUUUUACUGAAACCCCACAAAACCAGGAAGCUGUGGACUUGCCAAAAGUAGAAUGUACAUAUCAAAAGGGCACACAUGCACUGUUGGAACAACACACGUCAUCAAACAUGUCGUCAGAUGAGAUGCAAAAUAAAAAGCAACCUGUGACUGACCAAGAUGAGUCUAUCAUGAUGGAAAAAGUCACCCUAAGAAAGCCAUCCAAGGACAAAAUUGCUAGACAGCUUCAGAAGUUGAAAUACCCAAAAGAAGAAAGCUUAUGUCUUUCAUUAAAGAAAGACAUUGAGUUAUGCACAGGUACUCGCCUUCCUGGUGCCUCCUGGAAAGAACAUGACCCCAGCUUUGCUGGAGGUGACCAAAUACACGGUGCCUUUGUGACUUUGUCAUAUCAGCCAAGAUUGCUUCCUCAUCGAACGUGUAAGAGAAUUUCCUGUCAGGAGCCGGUCAUUGUGCGGAGAAAAAUAAGUAAAGUGAGAAAUUCUGAUUGUGGAAAGAGUUUCUCUAACCGAAUCCCCACAAAAGCACACAGACUUCUCAGCCCAUGUACCGUGCCUGCCAAGCCAUUGGAACCUGAAACCACAGCUAGCGAGAGCUUGCGUAGCCACAUACCAAAGCCGAAGGCUACUCUGUGCCAUUCCUUGAGGAGCCUGAGUUGUAGGAAGCCUACCAAAGAAUCAGCCUUACUAAACAAGCUGUCUGUCCUUGCCUCCAAACUGACUCUGGCAACAAAGACCCAGAAACUCAGAUAUCGGCGAUAUUCCUCCUCCCUUGUUCCUUUGGCUAAAAACUAUAAGCGCCUCAGAUAUAAAAAGCUCCUAGAUGGAUUUUCACAUAAUGCAAUGCAGCUGGACCCAUAUUUAGCAGCUACUGGGUGGAAUAGGGGGUCUAACAGUAGGCCCUUGGCACUUUAUUCUCUUGAAGCUGUUAAAAUGAGCUUCAUAGAUCUGAGCAACAAGAUGCCAUCACUGCUGUUUGGUACCGAAAAUGUCCCAUUUUCCUUUCAUGUGAAAGCAGCAACCAGUUGCAUGGCUGAGUCCUCCAGGACUUUUCCUGAGCACUGUGCUCCAUCAAGGCUUGCCUUAACAGAGGCCUCCCAGUGCUCAACUCCAUCUCCCAAGUGGACCUUCUCUUUUUUCUUGUCCCACGUUUGCCCUGGGAUGGCCACAUUCAGGGAAGACACUGGCCUCAGUAGUCAGACACACACUCAGGCUCCUCUCCGAGAUUAUGGAGGCACUGCCAUAGUUCAGACCAGAGCAGACUGCUCUAGCCUUGGCCUUCACACACUUCUAGCACUUUGUUCACCCGGAUGUUACCGAAUCUGGACAAAAAGACGGAACUUCUCCAGUCAUAUGCCUAUCAUGCAGAGGCUCUUCUUGACCCAGUUUACACAGGGCCUAAAAGGGUUAAGGUCUCCAGCCUCUAUAGCAAAUAAGGUCUCCUGUUCUCUGCCCUACUCUGUGGGCCGAGUGUUGUCCAUUUGGAGCCAGCACGGGCCCUCUUGUACCUUCAAAUUGCCAGCUCUUCAUUCCACUCAUAGCAAGCAGCAGGGGAGCCUGAGCACCCUGAGCAGCCACACCACCAUACCAAAUGUGCCUCUUCCAGGCAUGGAUGCUGUCCACAACACCAACAGCAGUCACCUGAGGCUAGAGCCUGUGUUUCCUGCCUUGGUGCCAAAGUCUUGCUUGGUAACAGAACCUGCUGUCAGCACGCUCCUGCUCUCGGCCCCUGAACUCCCAGUUCCUGGGUUUGAUGAGCUGGAUGGUGUGUCAGCAGCUUGCCCCCGACCACAGAGCAGCCCUGCACAGCAGAAAGAGGCUGAGCCAGAGAAGAGACCAAAGAAAGUCUCACAGAUCCGCAUCCGGAAAACCAUUCCUAAACCAGAUCCCAACCUUACCCCAAUGGGCCUGCCUCGGCCCAAAAGGUUAAAGAAAAAGGAGUUUAGUUUAGAGGAAAUCUAUACAAACAAGAAUUACAAGUCUCCUCCUGCGAGCAGGUGUUUAGAGACCAUCUUUGAGGAACCCAAAGAACGAAAUGGUACCCUGAUCUCUGUCAGCCAGCAGAAAAGGAAGCGUGUUCUGGAAUUCCAGGAUUUUACAGUCCCUCGAAAGAGACGAGCUCGAGGUAAGGUGAAGCUGACCGGCAGCUUCACCAGGGCCCAGAAGGCGGCUCUGCAGACUCAAGAGCUGGAUGCUCUUCUGAUUCAAAAGCUGAUGGAACUGGAGACCUUUUUUGCCAAGGAGGAGGAACAGGAGCAUCAGCCAACUGCUGAGAACAGUUCAGGGUCUUCAUUUUGAACUUUUGCAGACCUCCCUGGAAGAGGUUCCCUGAUUUUAAGCCCUGUGCCCAAACCACUCAUGAUGCCCAGCCCAUGAAUUUUUACUUAUUUCAAGGUGCAGCCUUUUUAGAAGCUGGUGAAGAAGGGCCCUCUAACUGUACUGCUGAGUAUAGAGCCUCAGGAAUGCUCCUUUCUCCUGGGAGUGGUCCUGAAUGAUAUCAGGCCACCUCCUUCCCAUCUCCCAUCACAGGUGGGAAAGCCACACAUCUUAAGCAACACUAGGAAUCUAAGGACUCGGGGUCUGUGUGUCCACAGGAAAGCUCCUCUCCGUUUAUGGUGCUGCUCGCCCAAGAUGACUUAGAAACCUGGCCUGGGGGAGGACCUGGCUACCUGGCCUGUGUGUUCUCACCAGCUUGUUCUGGUGAUUGAGAAAGAUGAACUGGUGUGUUUCCUGACUUUGAUUCUGUCUGCCCAGGACCUUUAUUCUGAGAGAAUGUGUGUUUGUAUGUGUUUGUGGCUUUUCCCCAUCUUUUCUCCCAUCUGUGACUGCGGGUCACUAGUGCCAGAGGAGCCCGUCCAGGCCCCAAUGUAAGUUGCACUUUUUAAUGUUAUGGUGUUGAUUAUUUUCAUUUUUUUUCUUUUUUGUUUUUGUAUUAUUGCUGCAUGUUUGGGGUCUCUAAAUGUGAUUUUAAACCAUUUUGUAAGACAUUAAGGAGAAAGACAACACAUGUCUUAAGAGAAUAUAUGACAGGCAUUGACCAGCACAUGGAGGGGCAGUGUUCCCAUUCAUGUGUUCCAGGCAGCCCCUCCCCCUCCAGUUUUUCAUGUAGCUCACUAGAGGAAGCACUUUUUCACCCUCCUUCUCAGUCCUGCCCACUGAAUACAUAUAUUUGUUUAGUGACAUACAUAAAAGCAGAUUUCUUUUAUAACCACUUAAAAACUGUUAAGGUGUAGUGUGGUUUUCUCUGAAAUGUUGGUAUGUGAUGAAGUUAGGAGCAGUGGUGUUAAAGGCUGGCCAAGAGCAUUUUCAGCUGCUUGAAUGCCUGGUUCUGCAAAAUGCCAGAGCCAGCGCUCUCGGAGUACAUGCUUCAUGUACUCUAGCCUCUUUUGUAAAACCUAUUGGAAAUGUUUGCAUGCUAGAAGUAGCACAGUUUCUAGGUUUGUGCCCAGAGGUGUCUGCAGGCGGUAGGCUGACAUUGUCUGUGCAGCAGGCCCUCAGAGCUCACCCUCCCACUGUGUCCUCACCCUGCUCCCUCCUCUCCUUGUGUUUUCUCAUCCCAGUAUCUCUCCCAUUCAUUCUUUAUACCUAGCACUCAGAAUUCAGAGAGUCCGAAUAUCUGGCUGAUGGGUAAGAUGCUCAGGCUAGCUGCUGACCAGUGGUCAUUUCUUCCCAUUCUCCUAACCUGGUCCAGGGACAUAACCCUGUGUCUGUAAAGAAGAGUGAGCAGUGCUGUUCUGGAAUGUUGGCCAGUGCUCCUAGGAUUCUUUCAUUCCCCGUUUGUCAGUGGCUAGGGAGGAGGGGUGCCAGAUCGGGGUCUUUAUGUGCCUUUCCUUUGCAGGUUGGUGGUCUGGGCUACCCUGAAACAGUAAACUGGACAUGAACAGGGGAAACACACCAUGUCCUUCACCUCCUCAGCUAUUUAAAUAAGUUGACACACACCUGCUUUUCUGUGGAGACUUGAAGGUCAUGACUCUGUGAUAGAACAGAGCAGGCUAGAUUGCAUGCUGGCCCUCAGCAGUGAUGCACAUCCUGUUUUACACAUGCUGCCCGGACCAGAUACAUGUGACCUGUGUUCACUACAGGGAAUGGAAUGAGUUACACAUUGUGCCCUUCUACAAAUACAUCUAAGACAUUGUACAUUAGACAGCUUGCAAGCUAGUGGGCAGUAAAUAGCCAUUUGUCAGUUUUACCACCACCGUCACUGGGGCAUCCAGAUCACCCAGGAGACAACAGGUGAGGUAUGCACAGCUGUGGCACCACCAGCAUACAGACCUUCAUUCAGAAUUUGUCCCUGACUGAUGUGGCAUGUGAAAGGCUGGAAACACUGGUCUGGACUAUUAGCAUCUUGGAGCACAGGACUAGAGAGACCCAACUCCAUCCUUGUCCUGGGAAUGGAGGAGAAAAACUGCCUCAAGGCCAGCUUGGCUUGCCCUCUGGCAAAGGCCAUUCUGCUUCAACUAAGAGACUCAGCCACACCUGUCUUACCAUUAUGUUUCACAGCAGUCAGCCAGCCUCAGGGACACCUUAGUGUCCUUGGAACCUGUGGUCUCUGACCAUGACUGGAAGUAGUGGCUGCUGGCAUGUCACCUGCCAUAACUAUAGAUUGGUUCUGUGAUGGGAAUUGGUAAAGUUUCUGAGCAUGGGGAUUUCCCACCUAAGUGAAGAGAAGCUGCAUUAAGCACAAUGUGCCUAGUUGUAGCUCACCUCCAGAAGUUUAGUGUUUUAAUGGUCCAGCCAGAUGGCAGCCAUUUCCUUGGCCACCUUUCAGUUUCUCUCUGGAGCAGCCUCCUCCCUCACUAGUGCCUGUCUUCUUUUCCUCCCCUGUUGUCCCGUUCUGCCUCUCUCCAUCCAUCUAAAUGUACCUCAUCACCCGUUAAAGCAGAUUGUCUGUCUUCCUGCUGCCCUUACUGUAAGAGCUAACCAGGAGGGAGGUGCAGUGGGAAGAGAUGUAGCUUUUGCCUUACUCGAGCCUGAAGUGCUCAGAAACUCAUGCUGUGAAUUCUAAACUAUGUGCUCCUCCAAGAGCUGUGAAAAUCAUGACUUUUUUUUCCCCCCACAAUUUUGCCUGAAAGGGUCUUUUGUGAGGGCUCCAGAGCCAACCUGAGGUCAAUUCUAGAUCCUACACUAUGAGCAUCCUUCCCCUGGGUGUCUCCCUGCCCACCAGGCUAUGAGCAGCAGCAAGUCUGCAGGGCUAUGGCAGCAGGUCCAGGGCUGCAGUGCAGCCAAGUGGACACAGCCCUCGAUCUCCCCAGGCUGGGGCUCCAUCUCCUCUAUACUAUGUGCAUUAAGAUCUGUGCAAGACCAACUUUUAGGUCGUGAUACUUUCCUCCUGGUACCUGGGGGGAGGGGAGUAUGCAGUUGGUGCUUUCUUUAAUAUCCUUGGUUUGUUUCUAUAGCCUUCCCCUGGUAUCAUGAAAAGGGCCUUUUUAAUGACCACGUUAUGGGUGGCUGUAUCCAAAGUAUAAAUAAUUGGCCAGAGGUAUGGAAUGGCCUCACCUGAAUACCUGUCAGGAGAGGGCUACUUUCCUGGACUGAACUUCUAUAUAGAACUGGCUAGGAAGGAGACUUAAAUUUUGUUCAAAUCACAAUUAAUUAAUAUUCCAAUUUAGCUGCACUUUGACCAGCAAAAGCUAUCUUGGUUGUGAAGCUGAGGUCCUCAUCUGGUCGCCAUCCAGCCCAGCAUGCUAAACUCUGAGGCUUCUUCUGUCUUUAUAAUAAGACUGGUGUUGGCUGGAUUUUAAUUCUCAACAAGAGGCCCCCUUGAGCUAGGAUCUGGGCCAGUAAGUUGCUGUCCCAAUUGUUCCUGUAUUAUCAUGGCUGAUAGUUCGGUGAGAUGUGUUCAUCUUUGGUAACGCUAGUAUACAUGAUACCCUACAGUUCCUUUUCUGUUUGAUAGUUUGUGACUCUAAAUGCCCACUGUUACAUUAAUUAAUUUAUGGAAAUAAAUUUUUCUUGAAAACCA
Molecule: messenger RNA, 9882 nt
Organism: Arvicanthis niloticus (Nile rat)
Lineage: Eukaryota; Metazoa; Chordata; Mammalia; Rodentia; Muridae
Source: RefSeq, a predicted model, not a curated record